This is a messenger RNA of Chaetomium globosum CBS 148.51, 354 nucleotides long. RefSeq lists its product as uncharacterized. The record is from RefSeq and is a predicted model, not a curated record. The transcript is spliced from 2 exons. The coding region runs from base 1 to 354 and encodes 117 amino acids. Lineage: Eukaryota; Fungi; Ascomycota; Sordariomycetes; Sordariales; Chaetomiaceae.
AUGAUAUCCUGGAGACUCAACCAUAUCCUUACCAUGCCAUCUGAUCCCAACAUUCCAAGCCCGCAGAAGUUUGAGGAAAUAAAGCAAUACAUGCUCCCUGCCGGCUUCCCCUUCUACGUCCUGGAGGUCAGAGGGCUGAGCAGGAAGUCUAAAAGGAUGCUCACCCCCAACAAAAGAUAUGACAGCAAUCACAAGACAUGGCAAUUUCAAGGACAAGUUGUCAAAGACGCCAAAUUGAUCGCCCCGGCUGUGGCAUCAUCGUGGGCUCACGGCAUGAACGAAAAUAGGAGGUAUUCUGGGUCACGUUGGAGAGGAAAUGCCGUCGGUGCGCUCCAUCUUGGAUACCGAGUUUGA